Molecule: messenger RNA, 1412 nt
Organism: Medicago truncatula (barrel medic)
Lineage: Eukaryota; Viridiplantae; Streptophyta; Magnoliopsida; Fabales; Fabaceae
Product: 8-hydroxygeraniol oxidoreductase
Exons: 7
Coding region: 46-1242 (398 amino acids)
Biological process (GO): formaldehyde catabolic process
Cellular component (GO): cytosol
Molecular function (GO): alcohol dehydrogenase (NAD+) activity; S-(hydroxymethyl)glutathione dehydrogenase [NAD(P)+] activity; zinc ion binding
Source: RefSeq, a predicted model, not a curated record
UUUAUUAUUUACCAUAUCCUAAGUGACAAUUUUGGUGGCUAUAAAAUGGAGUGCCAGCUUCACUUUUUUGCCCAAAUUCAGAGAGAAUUCUUUGCAUUCUUACCUUACCUACCUACAACAAUGUCAAGAGCCAAACAGGUUAUUACAUGCAAAGCUGCUGUAUGCUGGGGGCUUGGAAAGCCUGUGACAGUGGAAGAGAUACAAGUAGAUCCACCAAAGGCAAAAGAAGUUCGAGUUAAGAUGCUAUGUUCAAGUGUAUGCCACACAGACAUAUCAAGCCUUAAAGGAUUUCCACAUAAUCAAUUUCCUCUAGCACUUGGACAUGAAGGAAUUGGUGUUGUAGAGAGUAUUGGUGAUCAAGUAACAAAUCUAAAAGAAGGGGAUUUCAUAAUUCCAACAUACAUAGGCGAGUGUGAAGAAUGUGAGAAUUGUGUUUCUGGGAAAACCAAUUUGUGUUUGACACAUCCUGUGAGAUUGACUGGUCUAAUGCCAGAUAACACUUCAAGGUUGUCUGUCCGAGGCCAAACAUUAUACCAUGUUUUGAGUUGUGCUUCAUGGUCGGAAUAUGUGGUGGUUGAUAUCAAUUACCUUCUUAGAGUUGAUCCAAACAUUAAUCUAGCUUAUGCUAGUUUCAUCUCAUGUGGGUUUUCAACUGGUUAUGGAGCUUGUUGGAAAGAAGCCAAUAUUGAAAGUGGUUCAACUGUAGCUGUUUUUGGUCUUGGGGCUGUUGGAUUAGGGGCAAUAAGCGGGGCUAAGAUGAUGGGAGCAAGUAAGAUAAUUGGGGUUGACAAAAACGAGAUGAAGAGAGAAAAAGGAGAAGCUUUUGGGAUGACCCAUUUUAUAAAUUCUAAUGAUUCUGAUAAAUCUGCUUCAGAAUUGGUUAAAGAGUUAAAUGGAAUGGGUGUAGAUUAUUGCAUUGAAUGUACUGGAGUAGCACCUUUGCUUACUGAAUCUUUGGAAGCCACAAAAAUGGGAACAGGUAAGGCAAUUGCAGUUGGUAUAGGAGCUGAACUUGUUGUACCGUUUGGACUUCUUGCCAUUCAAUUUGGUAGAACCUUAAAAGGUUCUGUUUUUGGAGGCAUAAAAGCCAAAUCAGACCUUACCACCAUAGCUAACAAAUGUCAAAAACAGGAAUUCCCUCUCCAUGAACUUUUCACCCAUGAGGUCCCUUUGGUUGAUAUUGACAAAGCAUUUGAGUUAUUGAAAGAUCCCACUUGUGUCAAAGUUGUUAUCAAGAUGUGAUAUCUUUCUUUCCAUCCCAGCAUAUUUCAAUAAACUCUCAAGAAAAUAUUAGAGAUGUUAUUUCAGCUUUUUUAAAAUUAGAAAUUAAUGUACUGAUCAUCGUUCUUGUGGUUUCUCUAUUCUAUGGAGAAUGAUGUUAUUAUGUGAUCACAAUCAAUUUCUCUCUUUUA